Messenger RNA from Coccinella septempunctata (seven-spotted ladybird), 2833 nucleotides. Its product is annotated as pyruvate dehydrogenase phosphatase regulatory subunit, mitochondrial-like. Gene Ontology annotation, molecular function: oxidoreductase activity; protein binding. NCBI's taxonomy places the organism in Eukaryota, Metazoa, Arthropoda, Insecta, Coleoptera, Coccinellidae. The coding region runs from base 126 to 2759 and encodes 877 amino acids. The transcript is spliced from 9 exons. Gene Ontology annotation, cellular component: mitochondrion; cytoplasm; mitochondrial matrix. The record is from RefSeq and is a predicted model, not a curated record.
GCAAUAUGUUAGGUUAUGGUUAAGCAAGAAUCUGCGAAGAAUAAAUAAAAAUAACAUUGAUAAAUAAAUAGAGUAAAUGCUGACUUAAAAGUUGUGAAUUGCUUCUCCACUCACAUACUCCAAGUAUGUAUUCUCCCAAAUUGUGUGCCUUAAUAGGUGGAAAUUUAAGAUUGUCAAAUGCCAGCAACUUGAUAAAAGAAACGAAAUGCACUUGCUCCACUUUUCCUAGACAGGCUAGGGUAGUUAUUGCAGGUGCAGGAGUGGUGGCCAAUUCAGUAGCUUACCACUUAACUCUGAACGGUUGGAAUGAUGUUGUUGUUUUAGAACAGAAUAAAAUAGGAAGUGGUACUUCGAGAUUUGGUUCAGGCACUUUGGGACUUUUCAAACCAAUAGCUCAUAGAAAUUUGAUAUGGUAUAGUAUUAAGUUAUACAAGGAGUUACAAGAAAUGGGAUUCGACAUUGGUUUGAAACAAUGCGGCAGUGUAUAUUUGGCCCAAACGAGAGAUAGAAUGUUAACACUGAGAAGACGUAUGGCCUAUAACAUACCUACAGGUUUGGAAUGUGAACUAUUGGAUGGAAAAGGAUUGAAAAAACUCCAUCCAUACUUAGAAGUGAGUGAUCUAGAAGGCGGUGUGUGGAUUCCACAAGAUGGUGUAGCUGAUCCUAAGUCAGUGUGUAAUGUUCUUGCUCUUCUAGCACAACAGUCUGGAGUGAGAUAUUUUGAAAAUACCAAAAUACACAAUGUACUAACUAAUAACAGAACUGUGGAUGAAAUUCAAACAAGUAAAGGCAAUAUACAAUGUGAAUUCUUUGUGAACUGUGCAGGUAUGUGGGCCAGAGAUUUAGGACUAAAAUCAAAUCCGCAAGUACAUAUACCCGCCUACCCAGCAGCUCAUUAUUACGGUACUUCGGGUCUACUUCAUGAGUUUAUCGAAGAUACAUUACCCAUAGUUCGAGAUUUCGAUUCAAACACCUACAUAAGGGAAUAUGACGGGGCAUUUUUAGUGGGUUGGUUUGAAAACGAAGCACAACCCGCUUUUGAAAAUCAAAAGGAAAUUCCUAGUGAUUGGAUGGCACACUUGAAGAUUGACAGUGACAAAUUAAGGCCCUUGUGGAAUUCUGCCAAACAUAGAAUGCCAAUCCUUUCAAAUUGUUAUUAUGAGCCUGAGUACGUAAACUCCCCUGAUAAUUUCACACCAGAUGGAAGAUGGAUUCUUGGUGAAGCCGCAGAAGUUGCAAAAUACUUCAUUGCAUGUGGUAUGAAUGGUAAUUCUCUGCAAGGAGCAGGAGGAAUAGGAAAAGCUGUGGCAGAAUGGAUAAUUGAAGGACAGCCAACUCAAGAUCUCCUCCCAUUCAAUGUUCAAAGAUUCUUAAAUAUUCACAACAGCAGGCCGUACCUGAAGCAAAGAAUAAGAGAGGUUGUAGGAAGACAUUAUGCUGUACUCUACCCCCAUCAGUGUGAAUAUAAAUACGGGAGAAAUUUAAGAUGCUCACCUCUGUACAGUGUACUAGAAGAUCGUGGAGCAGUUUUUGGUAUUAAAAUGGCUUAUGAAAGAGCUCUCUAUUUUGAUACAACUUAUGAAAAGAACCAACCAAAACCAAAGAUGCCACCUGGUACAUUUUACAAACCCAAAUUUUUCGAUUUCAUGAAAGAUGAAUACAACGCAUGUAGAGAAGGUGUUGGAAUAAUCGACAUGUCCUCUUUCUCAAAAAUUGAGAUUAAGGGAAAUGGUGCAGAUACCCUGAAAUAUCUCCAGAUGUUAUGUUCGAAUGAUAUGGACAUAUCGGUUGGAACAAUCGUAAGAACUGGGAUGCAAAAUGACAAAGGGGGAUAUGAAAAUGAUUGCAUGAUUGUUAGACAAUCAGAAACAGAUUUUUUCAUGGUGUCACCAACAAGCCAACAAACACGAAUUUUUGAGUGGAUGAAUAGGCAUUUACCCCCGAAAUCCUCUAUAGUGUUGAAUGAUGUGACUUCUAUGUAUACAGUAAUCAAUGUGGUGGGUCCUAAAGCCCCAAAUUUGCUCAUGGAGUUGUCGAAUACAAAUUUGAACUUGCAACCAUUUUUAUAUAAAAAAGUUAAUGUAGGUUACGCCUCUGAUGUAAUGGUGAUGUCUUUCACUCAUACUGGUGAGCCUGGAUAUUGUUUAUAUGUGCCUUCAGAAUAUGCACUCCAUGUAUACUUCCAAUUAAUAAAGGUGGGCUUAGAUUAUGGCGUUAGAGAUGUGGGGACCUUAACUCAGCGAUUCAUGAGAAUAGAAAGAUUCAUACCAUUUUGGGCUGAAGAGCUAUCGAGUUUCACAACACCCUUUGAAGCAGGCAAUGCCUAUACAGUUAGACUUGAUAAGAAGGAAAAUUUCAUCGGCAAACAAGCUCUACAGAAACAAAAGCAACAAGGUGUGUUCAAGCAACUUGUUAUGUUUCACCUUGAACAUUUGGACCCUGAAGUGGAUAUAUGGCCAUGGGGAGGAGAACCCAUCUAUAGAAAUGGCAAGUUUGUGGGAACAGUAACCUCGGCAGGAUAUGCUUUUUCUUCGGACAAGCUGAUUUGUUUAGGAUUCAUGAGGCGUUCAGACGCCUGUCAGACAACACCUUUAACAACAGAUUAUAUUCUCAGCAAAGAUGCAAUUUACAAAAUCGAUAUUGCUGGACGCAAAUUCACAGCAAUUCCACGUUUACAUGCCCCGGUGCUGCCCCAAAAAAAUCAGGAUUCCAAUUAUAAACCGACACUCACGCAUUACACAAGUGAUAUAUCUACAUGAUGCCAAAACAGAGUCUCUUUUGGCUGUGAUUUCGUUUUGUUAGAUACGAUUAUUUAUUAAAAUAUCUGUUUGAA